AUGAAUUUCUGGAAGAAGUUGCGCCACAACUUGGAGCGCCAGGAGCCAGGUGCCGAGCUGCCAGACCUCUACGGAGUGGGCUGCGUGGCAGACUACAUCUGGCGAGCUCGCAGCGCCUUGAGCCGGGUCACUGGAGCAAAGCAUUCUGACAUGGCGCUGACACGGUGGGACCACAGAAAACCUCCGGACCUGGGCAAUCUUGUGCUGAUGACCGCGCAGGAGGCACAGCAGCACCAUGCCGAGUGCAAGGUCACUGGGUCAUUGCCACCUUCAGUUCUUGAAGCCCUUGACCGGGACGACACCACUUGCACGGCAGUCCAGCGGACACUCUCCAAGCUCCGGAACCACCUGGAGGCCAGCAUGGUAGGUGCACCUGACAGCUCCGACGGAAGCAGGUACAGUCAAUCUGCCACGCCUCCUGCACGUCCUGCAGAGGCCACGGAACCCAACUCCGUGCCUCAGAGCCCCGCACAAGCUUUGCGGCCUGGAUUUGCUGGGCUGGUUGGGAAUACCAAGCUGGUAGAGCUCCGAUGCCUUUCGCAAGGGACCGGAUGCCGCAUCCUGGGCAAAGCCGAGUUCCUAAGCCCAGGUGGCUGCCAGAAGGACCGCGUUGCGCGGCAGAUUCUGGAUGAGGCUGCAGCUGCUGCGCUGCUCCGCCCAAACGGUACGGUGGUUGAGGGCACCUCUGGGAGUACAGGGAUUUCACUUUGCCUGGCCGCGGCUGCUCGCGGUUACCGAGUGCACGUGGUUUUACCCGACGACCAGGCCUCUGAGAAAGCAGAGCUGCUGCAGCGGUUCGGCGCCACCGUGCAGCUGGUGCGGCCUGCAAGCAUCUCCAGCCCCGAGCACUAUGUCAAUGUGGCACGGCGGCACGCGGAGCGGCUGAAUGCAGAGGAGGGGGAGGGCGCCGCGCUGUUUGCUGACCAGUUCGAGAGCCCUGCAAACUACCGUGCUCACUAUGAGGGUACUGGACCAGAGCUGUGGGGGCAGUGCGAAGGCUCCUGGGUCACCUGGGCUUCUGUUAAGGAAAGUAAGUUAAGCUACCAUACUAUGGAUGUAUGA
Molecule: messenger RNA, 1062 nt
Organism: Symbiodinium pilosum
Lineage: Eukaryota; Dinophyceae; Suessiales; Symbiodiniaceae
Source: the annotation of a GenBank genome assembly